Molecule: messenger RNA, 738 nt
Organism: Tetranychus urticae (two-spotted spider mite)
Lineage: Eukaryota; Metazoa; Arthropoda; Arachnida; Trombidiformes; Tetranychidae
Gene: RpS24
Product: ribosomal protein S24
Biological process (GO): translation
Cellular component (GO): ribosome
Molecular function (GO): structural constituent of ribosome
Source: RefSeq, a predicted model, not a curated record
GGAUACAAGAGUGAGCUUUGUUGUUACCCUAGCAACUUAUGCUGUGGCAAGUCAUAUCCUUUUCCGGCAAAAAUUUGCUUACCUUUUUUACAGGUUCUGGUUUAAGAGUAUGUUUAACAAUUAAUCUAAAUUGUAUAAUUUAAUUUGUGAAUAUCUGUUAUUCAACUUAACAUUUCUAAUUUGUAAUAAUGUCAUCCGAAGGAGGUUACACAUUGCGAACUCGCAAAUUCAAGACCAAUCGACUUCUCUGUCGACGUCAGAUGGUUGUUGAUGUUAUCCAUCCUGGCAAAGCAACCAUCGCUAAACAAGAAAUUCGUAAUAGAUUAGCGAAGACUUACAAAACUCAACCCGACUUGAUCUUCACUUUUGGGUUAAAAACUCACUUUGGUGGUGACAGGACAACUGGAUUUGCCCUUAUUUAUGACACAUUAGAUUACGCUAAAAAAUUCGAGCCCAAAUACCGAUUACAGCGUAAUGGUUUAACUAAGGUUGAAAGACAACCAAGAAAACAACGUAAAGAAAGAAAGAACAAGAUGAAGAAAGUCAGGGGUACUAAAAAGGCUAAAGUUGGUUCAGCUGCAUCUAAGAAAUGAUUUCGUAUUGAUAGUGAUAUUUAAAUGGGCUCAUUUCAUUCAUGGUUGCCUUCUGAAGUCUUCUUAAGCUCAUCUAUGUUUUUUGUGUUUAUUUUGAUGGAUGGAUGAAGUUCAAUUCAUUAAAGAAAUGAUUUCCCAGUCAAUA